CAGGCGGCAGGCACCAACAUGUGGGCGCCAAGGCCAUCCAAGCCAAGUUUCGUGGGCCAUCUUUCGCCGCCGCGAAAAGGACAGUCGUUCAUUGUUGGUUGGAUUGGACAGCAAAUCCUCCACGGUACCCGUUUUAUAUAACUCAAGAAGGCAGCUGCAAGGACACAAUGGUGUCAAGGAGCCACCUCAGCACGACUCCACAUGGUGCAGAGGAGCGCACUCCAAAGCAUCAAAAUGCGUUGCCAUGCUAUUGGGACGAGAAAACUAAAAUGUUCUCGUCCAACACGUUUUCUGCAAGGAGAGGUCAGCGUAUUCUACGGUGCAGGCCGCGAUUCCACAGACAUGGGAAAAGCACUCAGCCGGCAUUGUUUUUCUGGUCGACGCGAUCGACCUUCUUCGGUCGAGUCGGCCGAUGGCGAAUUAGUAGGUCCCUGCACGGGCACUGAGCCAGACUGCCCCUGUGCCAUCUUCAAGAAGCUCGACGCGCUCAACGAUCGUCUGCGGUCGGUGGGACUCGAACUCGUGGAAAUCCUGCCCGGUCAACUGUCCCUCUCGUGGUACGAGUCGCCCUGGGAUUCCAGCAAGCUAGAGCCCGCCACAACGUCCCAAUACGACGCCCGCAAGAUGGCGGCAGACAUCCAGUACCCCUCCGCGGGGGGCGACGCCCAGGUCACAGCGAAGACAGAGGACAGAAUGCGUGUCCUGACUAUAGUCCAAGAUGUCCUUGCGACGCACCGCUGCGUCAUCGCGGUCGACGUCGCUGGCCGAAUGUUCGGCGCUCACGAAGAUCUUAUCCGCGACGCCAUCACACGGGCCGGCUCGUCUCUGAGGGCGCUCAGGGUUCGCUCCGUGUACCACGUGAAUCAGCCACUUGUCGACAGCCUCUGCGACGCUGUGGGUUCCCUGAGCCGACUGCGAGAGCUUGCCUGGACCCAUGACAAGCUGCAGAGACCUCCUUGCGGCAGGCUCCUGGCCUUCCUGCGGACGACGUCGACGCUGACAUCGCUCGACUUGACAGAAGUCCACAUGCCUUUUCCACACGCCGAUGCGUUCUUUGGAGCUCUCAAGAAAAACGUCAGCUUGAGGAGGUUGACGCUCAGCGCUUGCCUUGUGAUCCACGACCCCAACGAGACGAGCGCCCUGCUCCGGGACUACCUGACCAGCGGGCGUUGCGACCAGCUCUUGUCUCUGACGGUGCGCAGGAGCUGCACCAGCCACCCGCCCUCUCUGAGCGCCAUCGUGGAUGGUGUUUGCGAAAACCGGUCGUUGCAGGACCUGAGCGUCGCGGGAUUCUUCCUGGGCCGGUGGAACUUCUCCGUCGUCGCCAAGCUUCUCAACGAGAACCGAACGCUGCGGCGUCUCACGCUCAUUGGGACCUCCUGGUUCGAGGUCUUCCAGGGGAGCUUCACAUCCCGCGAGCACUGGAAGAAGCGCGAAUCCGAGGCACCCAAUGGAUUCCCUCGAUGCCUCCGGGCUUUGGCCGUGCACCGGUCACUGGAGCAGCUCACCGUCGACAUCUCCACGUUCACCAUAAAUGAGUGCUUCUCAUUCUGCGAGGCCGUUCGCGCCAACAAGACGCUGAGUGCGGUCACGCUGGCACGGAUUCGCAACGAAGACGUGGGAGCCAUAUGCAACGUCAUCCGCAAGACCGGCACCGAAGACCGAAUCCGCCUGGACCACGCCUACGUCCUCAGGGACGGCUGUUGUGAAAACGUGGUCGAGUAUCCUGCCCUGAUAAAGAAUGUGGUCCUGGAUUCCGAAAACUUCCGGGACCCGCAGAUGGUCGGCGAAGCUUUGCGACUGCUGCCCCAAUUCGUUCAGGUCAGCUCACUUUCUCUGACAGUGGUCUACGGUCAGCUGUUCAGCGAUGACGACGCCGUGCGCUCCGUCGUGGCGAAGUUUCUGGAGACAUCGAUGACGCUCAGGAGACUGGACCUCAGGCUGCACAUGAGCGGACCUCUCUACGGGAGUCACGAAGUCCUGCUGCGCGCGCUCGCGCGGAACACGAGUCUCAGAACGCUUCGGAUCCGCAAGACGCGCUUCACCGACCCCGAAAUCCAAUUGAUGGCCUCGGCGAUAGCGGACAGCACGACUCUGUGCGAGUUCGGGUUCUUCGUCGAAGACAACAACCGCGCCGCGCUCGAGGCAUUCCUCCGUGCAUUGGAACCGCAUUUCUCUAGCAACUACUCCAUGCUGGAGCUCAACCACAGUGCCAUUGAUGAGUGUCCGCAGUACCUAGCGGUCCAGCGAGUACUGAGGCGCAACCGGGCUCUGGCCAUGCGGGCAUCGCAUUACGUCAUGGGCGUCAACCGCAGCAAGCGAUGCGCCAGGGCACUGGAGAAGGUGUCCUGUGGUCAAGGCGUGGUCAGGACAGUCGCGGAGUUCGCCUCCAUUGACGAAUACACAGCGGCCGGUGUUGUUCAGCAGGCCCUGGAAGGGCUCGUCGACAUGACCACUUUCAUGAAGGCAGCGGGCGUCGUGCAAGAGAAUGUGGUCUGUCACCCGCUGUACGGAGAGAAGCAAGGCGGCCUGCGGUUGCAACUGGACCGACUGGAUGCAGAUAGCUGGCGGCACGUUAGACGGUACAUCAGAUUGGCUGACAUCGUGGACACCGAUUGUUAUCCACCUCUGUAACUCUAUUGUGCUGACGGUCAAUCCCUGUUGUUCAUCCGGGCAUUCUUGGCCACAACAGUGUACAAGGACUGACAGUGAAGAUAGGCAAAGACAUAGCGUGAUUUUUCCUCCUUGUUCAAUGUUCCCGUGCCCUCUUGUGGCCAAAUAUGACAGACUAAACCAGUUAUUUAUAUCCCAAGACCAUCAAGCUCACCAGCAUGCUUAAAUUUUGCAUGGCUCAUAAGUUAUUGAACACGUGACCUUCCUUUGUGCGUGGGAGGAAGACAACAUGCGUGUCACCAGCAUGCCUUUUACUAUGGGACAGAAGUGUAGUUUUUUUUUUUUUUUUCGAUGCAGAGCUUUAGUAUAACUGACAUACCCGCAUAUAUGUCUGCCAUAGUACAAGAGGAUGUAUUUCAGCGGCAGUUGAGGCUAGCAGAUACGUGGAGUACUGUUACUCACUGCAAGAAAUUUCCAUGUUUUGGUUAGGCAAGCUGCCAUCAUAUGUCUCCACAAACAGUGCUCAUCACUUGCCUUCCAGCAUUAUGGCAUCUGUUUAUCUAAACCUCUGCUAUGCUGAAACUAAAUCUACACAUGUAAUUUCUUGCAUCUUACAUUUGACUGCUGCAAGUAAGAGUUAUCUCUGGAGCCAUAGCACUGACCCUCUCUCAAUGUUGCAGUAUGUGUACUAACGUGUUCAGAUUAUGCUAAUUAUAUCGAAAUGUAUGCUAACCUCCCCUGAAAUUUUGUUACUGUUGCAGAGCGCUUCUAGAGUAAAGCAUCAAGAUUAAGGAUAUAUUUGCUACAUCAAAAUGUUCUCAAUAACCACGGCUCAUUAUUUUCCCAUUUUUAAUAUAACGAAUUUUGUCUAUGCACAGCUGAAUGAUCCCCAUUGUGCAAGCAUGGCAUAUUUGCAAUUUGUUAAAGCUGUAAAUAAAUGUUGUUUCAUUUGAACAUUGCUAAAUGGUCUAGUAGAAUUGCAGACGAUACUGAUGCUUAAGAGCCUCAGUAUGUAAGAAACAAAUACCUUUUGGGCACACACACAUUACCACACAGAAUGCCGCUUCUGUUGUCACUGCUGGGAAGAAAUGUUUCCCAUACUGGUACUUUAUUAUUUGACAAUUGCCACAGUCUUCACAAGUAGCAUGCUAUAUAACUGGUCCCGAUGUAUUUGGCUUUGUACAACUGCCUAUCAGAUCGCUUUAGUUAAGGAUGUAAACAGUAGAACCUCGUUGACACGAUACCGUUACAUACGAUUUCUUGGCGUCAACAUUUGUGAUUGAGAACACAAAUGACUAAAUACAGUAACACUGUUUUUAGCGGUUCGUAAGUUCCAGGAAAAUACAAUUUUUCGGCACUAAUGUUCAGUACAUUGCGAAACUGCGAUCGCAUACGUUUUUCGGCCAUUAGAUUCCAUGUAAACAAGAAAUUGCACCAGAAACGUGCGAUCAAGAACAGUAGCUAUCUGCCCGCCGCAUUAGCUUCCACGCAAUCCUCACCCGCCUGGCUCUAAUGCAUUAGACCGGUUCUGCCACCACAGGCUAAAUGGCAGCUUUCAUACACAAGUUACGUGCCUAAACGCCUCGGGCUAUCCUGAUGGAUUACUAGUCUCCGUAGCUGAGACGAUCUGCAGGGAAAGAAGGAAACAUAACAGCGAGGUUACAGCUACCGACGAGCAGACUGGAAUCGCUACAACCUUACAGUCCUUUUUCAUACAGACAUCAAGUCGCCCAUUGACUUUAAAAAAAUCGGUGGGCGGGUCAGUGUAUGUGUGUUUUUUUUGCCCCACGCAGGCUUUGUUCAAUAUCUAUGAGAAGCAUCCCUAUCAACACAAAGCCCAGUGUGAAGUUGAGCACCAUAACCAAUACGCGGGUUGUGAGCGAGGGGUCGUGUACAGAAUCCCCUUCAAAUGCGGCGCAUGCUACGUGGAACAGACUGGCAAGUAACGAUUGUCUGCGUUAACAUGGCAAUAAUGUCAGGACCGGGAAGGAAGGUUUUUAGCUCUCCAUUGCAGCGCAUGCGGCUGUAAACCGGUGUUCGAGAAAACAAAAGUAACCUUUAAGCAUAUGGAUGAGUGCGCAAGCAUCAUUGUUGAACCGGCCAGCAUGGCAUGAGAAGAUUACCCAUGCAUUAGUAAGCCAUCCCUGGACUUAUCGCGAAAGGAGUUGGCAUUCUUGGGCAACGCCAGCACAUGCAGUGGGUGGUGAUGGUAUUUUGUUUUUAUUUCAUUUUUUUCUUCUUUCCCAUAUAAAACCUUGCAUUGGACAAUAAAAAUUUGGCAGUAAGCACUUGU
Molecule: messenger RNA, 4906 nt
Organism: Dermacentor silvarum
Lineage: Eukaryota; Metazoa; Arthropoda; Arachnida; Ixodida; Ixodidae
Exons: 3
Coding region: 202-2634 (810 amino acids)
Source: RefSeq, a predicted model, not a curated record